Molecule: messenger RNA, 2103 nt
Organism: Aspergillus glaucus CBS 516.65
Lineage: Eukaryota; Fungi; Ascomycota; Eurotiomycetes; Eurotiales; Aspergillaceae
Product: putative meiosis specific protein Hop1
Exons: 11
Coding region: 1-2103 (700 amino acids)
Biological process (GO): synaptonemal complex assembly; meiotic recombination checkpoint signaling
Cellular component (GO): nucleus
Source: RefSeq, a predicted model, not a curated record
AUGGCUCGUAUCAAAUAUACUGGGCCACUAUCAACGGUCCAGUUACAACGAGCCCCAGUUCAAAACAAGACGCAAGCCGAAUUCGAUGAGGUAUCCCGGUUGAAAUUGCAAGAAUGCCUUGCUGUAAGACAGCAGCAAAGCAUGGAGAUAGUACGAAUCAUGCUACAUGUAUCUUUCGGAACGUUGUUUUAUCUUCGGGAGUUCUUGCCGCUCGGGAGCUUCGAUGAUCGUGACCUGAAACAAACACAACGAGAGCAGAAAUAUUCGUAUGAGGAAUUUAUCAACGGAAGAACACGCACAGAAAGCCCCGAGGAGAGUCAGGACCUUGGAUUCGGUAAAGGAAAGAGAGGCCAGCCUCUGAAAAUCAUCCUUCGCAAUUCAGACCCCAAGGCGGAUAUGAUUCUCGAUCUGUUGGAACACGGAGUCUUUGACGCGCUCAGCAAGAACUACCUCGAAGCCAUCCAAUUGACUGUUCUUAUCGACAAGGAUGAGCCACAAAACGUAUUGGAGACAUACACCUUUUCGUUCAAAUACACAGGGGCACGUGGUGAUGUGAACAGCCGCUUGGAAAGCUUAUCCCUGGAUCCCGUAGGUUGCGUCGCCGAUAUGAAGUCUGCGCAGACAGCCCGAACUGGAUUGGAGAUGAUAGUCAGACGCCUUAUUACAUUGAGUGCUUUCCUCCCAACCCUGCCAAACAAGCGCAAUCUAGGGAUCCACCUGUUUUAUACUGAAGACUGCCCGCCUGAGUACGAGCCUCCCGGAUUCGCCAAAUCGACGCACGAUACUUUCAAAUACCCCUUCAACGAGAAUUGGCAGAGGGAAACUCAGUCCUGUGGUACAAUGAAUAGUGGAUGCCAUGCCGUUGGUCUUAACGUGACCUCGCUGAAGUGGACUGGACCGGAUUCCGAAGGCUCGGAAGUCCUGCCUAGAAUUCCUCCUCAAAUCGAGUAUAAUGAUAAGGUGCAGCGAGCAGCUGACAUUGGGCUUGCGAACGAAGAAACUCCCAGCAUCAUGUUGAGUCGGAAUGAAAGCUUCCUGGAAGCGACUCAAGACAUUGCAGAAAGACAAAAACUGCAGAUGAUGAUCCCUACUCAGGUGUCAUCUUACCCAGACAGCGAUCUCGUUCCCACACAACCAAUCUGUACAGUCUCUGCAACCGAUAUUGGAGGAGUAGAUACGGAUCACAAUAUGCGCCUUUCGCAGAAGAAGACGCACCAAAUUGAAGAAUUCUCACGAAUGCAGAUUCCGGGGCUUGCGAAAGGAACAGAGAACCUGGCCAUUGGGUUGGUCAAGUGUCAAUGUGGCUGGGAUGGCGAAGAGCCUGAAAUGAUUACAUGUUCAUUCUGCCGCACGCGUCAGCAUUUGCUUUGCUAUGGUUUUGAGAGCCCCAAAGAUUCUAGGAUUCUUGAUUCCCAUGCAUGCUAUCAGUGUCUCCUCGAACCAGACGAAACCCAGUUGCUGCGUGAAAUGCAUACCCUCGUUCUCCUGAGGCGAGCGUUGAAGAUCAUCCUGGAUGAGGGCUUUCCCAGCAAGACGUCCAUGUUCACACAAAAGCUUCACUGCAAUGGACAGACGGUCGUUCAGAUCACCGACCUCCUACGUAAGCACAAAUUUCUCCAACCGACUCCUGGCUCCAAGAGCAAAGGAUUCCUGCAGAAAGGAUUGCCCAAGUUCAUCGUGGCUAGCGCCGAGGAUACUCGGAAGAGGAUGCAACGCGAGAUUCUGCACCCAUUUGCGAAGAUCUAUCAUCAUGUAAGACCGGCAUCUUCUGGUCGUGCGUAUGGCCAGGAACCACAAUCAUCGAACACUGGGGGUAACAAGAGCCCAGGCCACAAAAGAAGACGCACACAGGUGGAGAGCCAUGGCCAAGUGGAACGUCAGGAUGUCCUUCGACCGACUACCAGUCUAGGAAACCGAAGCGACAAAUUUGGCAGGGGCAUGAUGACCAGUGACCGGAUUCGUUCCCAACCUCAAACGCCCUCUAGUCGACACCAAUCGGAUGAGAACCUUCUGCGACGCAGUAGCCGAAAGAGGCGCAAGAUCAGCAAUUACAGCCGAUUGAUUGAUGUUGGAGCAGCUAGCAGUGGUGAUGAGAGCAAUUGA